GCUUCCCGGCACGGGGCUCCGCUGCGCCAUGGCCGCCCCGCGCGCCCUCCUGCUCCUCUCCCUGCUCCUCGCCGCGCCGCAGGGACGGGGACAGCGGCCGCCCCCUCCCCACAACCCUCUUGAGAAAGUGGUGACCGAGGGGAACCUCAGCCUCGGCGAGCUGGUGGGGAGGUGGUUCCUGGUCGGCGUGGCGUCCCGCUGCAGCUACCUGGCAGAGAACAGCCACCGGCUGGAGGCCACGGCAAUGACAGUGGCUGUCCCGGAUGGGCAGAGCCUGGCCAUCAGCACCUUCAGGAAGCUGGAUGGGCAGUGCUGGGAGAUCAGGCAGCGCUACGUCCCUGAAGGAGCCCACAGGCGCUUCUCCGUGAGAGGCCGUGGCUACAACAGCAAGAUGGAGGUGGUGGUGGGAGAGGCGGACCCCCGCAGCUAUGCCAUCAUCUACUACCAGGACAGCCAAGGCCUCUCUGCCAAGCUCUACGGCCGCAGCAGCCAGCUCAGCAAUGCCAUAGUGGACAAGUUUGAGCAGCGUGCCAGGGCUGUGGGCCUGAGUGAGGAUGUGACCCACUACUUCCCCACAUAUGGGUUCUGCGACUCUGCCGACGAUUUCCACAUCCUCGAUGAAACGGAGCUGUAGAUGGAGGCAGUAUUUCCAGGAUGUGCCCAGCGCACCUCGUGCAGCUGCCCAUGGACAAGACCACACAGGGAUGAGCUGGGGCCUGGCCAGACCGUGCUACUGCUCUGCUGUGCUGGAGCACACCCUGGGCUCCCCUGUUCCUCCAGGCUGGCUGUGUCACCCCAUGGCUUCAUGCCCUUUGCCCCACGUCCUGUAGCAACCAGCAGCAUCCCAAUAAACAUGAGGAAAAGCUCUGUGUCUAGGCAA
Gallus gallus (chicken) is the source of this 880-nucleotide messenger RNA. RefSeq names its product complement component 8, gamma polypeptide (gene C8G). Lineage: Eukaryota; Metazoa; Chordata; Aves; Galliformes; Phasianidae. The record is from RefSeq and is a predicted model, not a curated record. Gene Ontology annotation, cellular component: membrane attack complex. The transcript has 7 exons. The coding region runs from base 29 to 634 and encodes 201 amino acids. Gene Ontology annotation, biological process: complement activation.